Molecule: messenger RNA, 1641 nt
Organism: Fulvia fulva
Lineage: Eukaryota; Fungi; Ascomycota; Dothideomycetes; Mycosphaerellales; Mycosphaerellaceae
Product: MFS transporter asaE
Exons: 2
Coding region: 1-1641 (546 amino acids)
Biological process (GO): transmembrane transport
Cellular component (GO): fungal-type vacuole membrane
Molecular function (GO): transmembrane transporter activity
Source: RefSeq, a predicted model, not a curated record
AUGGCCGACAGGACGCUACGCCAGCAAAGAAGCAACUCUUCCUUCGACGACUCGAAGUCUAGCUCGGAGAAGUCAUUCUCUCGCGCUCCAAGCAAAGCAGGUAUCGAUCAGUUGGAAGAGAUCGAUCGACGGCCCAGUACUGUUUCAUUCGACAACAGAGGCCCGAAUGCUCUCCCCUCACGGUCGACCAGCAGCGGCACGAAGUACAACAAGGAGAUCGAGACGCCCAAUGGACCAGUACGCCGCAACGAUGCACUGUCUUCUCUCUCGACGUCGAACCCGAACGCUGCAGCGCAGGAGCCAAAGUGGCCUUCGGGAUGGAGGCCGUGGCUCUGCCUUCUAGGCGGCUUCCUUCUCAUGUUCAACUCAUGGGGCGUUGUCAACACAUAUGGUACCUAUGCAAGGUACUACAAGAGCACCCUGCUACCUGGACGAGAUCUACUGCUUUUCAAUCUGAUCGGCUCGACACAAUCAUUUGGUGUGCUUGCUCUGUCGGCAGUCACUGGACGAUUUCUGGACGCUGGAUAUCGCCGAGAACUCAUCAUCACAGGUACAAUCUUCGUCGCAGCUGGCUCUUUCGGGCUUUCUGGAGCCAGUGGUGAUGAGCAGAACUCAGGCAAUUACGGCUUGAUCUGGCUCACACAGGGAUUCCUCACCAGCUUGGGGAUGGCUUGUUUCUUCGUCACGUCUUCGCAGGUCGUUGCAACGUGGUUCAAGGCCAAGAAGAGUCUCGCAAUUGGCACGGUCGCUUCUGGUGCCAGUAUCGCUGGUCUUGUAUACCCAGUCAUGACAAAGUACCUCAUCGAUGCUCUUGGAUUCCAACGGGCUGCUGCGUGCGUGGCAGCAGUCAUCACAGCAACUUCCGCCCUUGCGAUCGUUAUCGCGGUUCCCAACCCUGCUCACCAGAUCCGCAAGCCUGAGAAAUGGACUGUCGAUAUCUUCUGGGACAGACACGCCUUCAAGCAGAACAAGUCAUACCUUUGGUUCGUGGCAUCGAUCUCGGUUCUCUUCUUCGGCUUCUACGCUGUAUUCUUCAACCUCGAGGAGUGGGCACAGGAUGCUGGAUUUGGCAAAGUUCAGGACGUCAACGUGGGCGCAAAUGACGGUCUGCCAGCGAAGCCAGUCGGUGGACAGAUUGAGACGAUGUGGAUGUUGGCUGCGAUGAACGGCGCUUCUACCAUCGGUCGCAUUGGAGGUGCAUACAUGGCCGACAAAGUCGGUGCACUGAACGUCCACGUCACGGUGACAAGCAUUGCAGCGAUUCUGGUGCUCGGUCUGUGGACCACGGCAGAGAAACUGCCCGCCGCGAUGGCCUUCGUCGUCCUCUUCGGUGUCUUCUCCGGAACCGUCAUUGGCAUGCCUCCAGCAUCUGUCGCUUACAUUCUGGGACCCAACGGGCAGUCGAAGCUCGGCCAGUGGAUUGGAAUGAUGUACUCUUGCGCUGCCAUCUCAGCCUUGACCGGUCCAGUCAUUGCCGGUCACUUGAUUACGGAAUACAAGACGUACCUCACGGUACAACUAUGGUCGGGCGUCUGCCUGGCUCUCAGUGCUGCAUGCAUGGGUGCCGCCAUCUGGUGCCGAGAGAGGACGAAGAAGGCCGAGCGCCUGGCCAUGAACGAGAAAGCCAGUCCGUCUGUCUAA